GAAUACCACAUCUGACCGGAUGUCACAGAGGCUUCUCUUUGUGGCUGAGUGAUGCUGGCCAGUGAUGAGCUGCAGAAAUCAAAGGCAGAUAAGGGCUGAGUGCUAAUGGAACAGAGGGACGCUGCGCCUAGUCUUUGACAAUGAAAUUCAACUUAUUCAGAAGGCCACAGGCUGUGGCAGCCGCAGAGCCCACCGGUGCCACCACCGUGACCAUGGCUCCCACCCCGGCGAUCAUCUCCACCGCGGCGGACACCUCCAGCUCCAACAACACAGAGAUCAGCAAGAAUGACAUGUUUGAAGAAAUCAAGAGCAAAUUCUUGAAUGAAAUUGAUAAAAUCCCACUGCCUCCGUGGGCUCUGAUUGCCAUCGCUGUGGUGGCUGCUUUGCUCAUCCUUACCUGCUGCUUCUGUAUAAUCAAAAAAUGCUGCUGUAAGAAGAAGAAGAACAAGAAAGGGAAGAAGGGCAAGGAUGGCUUCAACAUGAAGAACAUGCAGGGUGGCGAGAAACUCCAGGAUGACGAUGACGACGAGGGAGAGACCGGACUGACGGAGGAGGAGAAAGAGGAAGAAGAGAAAGAACAAGAGAAACUUGGGAAGCUGCAAUACUCCAUAGAUUAUGACUUUGAGAAUACAAAGCUCACAGUUGGUAUCCUUCAAGCUGCGGACCUCAUGUCCAUGGACUCAGGAGGAACCUCCGAUCCUUACGUUAAGGUCCUGCUCCUACCUGACAAGAAGAAGAAGUAUGACACUAAAGUUCACAAGAAAACACUGAACCCUGUCUUCAAUGAGACGUUUGUAUUCAAGGUACCCUACGAAGAGCUCGGUGGAAAGACACUGGUGAUGUCUGUUUAUGACUACGACCGAUUUUCCAAACAUGACGUCAUUGGAGAGGUGAAGAUUCCCAUGAACACCAUCGACCUUGGGCGGCCGAUUGAGGAGUGGCGGGAUCUAGAGAGCGCUGAUCAAGAGGAGCCUGAGAAACUCGGAGACAUCUGCAUCUCCCUCCGUUAUGUCCCCACUGCCGGGAAACUCACCGUCUGCAUCCUGGAGGCAAAGAACCUGAAGAAGAUGGAUGCCUGUGGAUUAUCUGAUCCCUAUGUAAAGAUCCAGCUGCUCCAGGGGGGUAAACGUUUGAAGAAGAAGAAGACUACAGUGAAGAAAAACACCCUAAACCCAUACUAUAAUGAAUCCUUCAGCUUUGAAAUCCCUCUGGAACAGAUGCAGAAAAUCUUGGUGGCGGUCACAGUGUUUGAUUAUGACAAGAUUGGUAAGAACGACGCCAUUGGAAAGAUCUUCGUGGGUAGCAAGGCAACUGGUUUAGGUCUGAAGCAUUGGUCUGACAUGCUGGCUAAUCCACGCCGCCCCAUCGCCCAGUGGCAUCCAUUGCAGCCAGAGGAGGAUAUCGAUGGUCAGCUGGCAUCCUUGAAUGCAAAGAAGUAACGUGCUCGACCAACCAGCUAAUGCACUAACUCAGAAACCCAACCCCACCCCUACUUUGCAUGAGACCCAUGACUUAACACAUGACUACUCGUCAUGAAACCUGUGCAGCAAAAAAGAGACAUCGUAGAAUAUCCGCUCAUUCAUGGUUAAGUCCAAAAAAACUCUUUUAAGCAUCACAUUUCACACGUUAGUGAAUGCGGAGAAGAGUGGCAUUGAGUUAUCGGGUGACUGGUUCAUGAAUGAUCGACUUUUGGUCUUUCUUUGAUUUGAAGAAAACUUAGAAACUGAUUCUUAGGGUGCUGACUUUGAAUGAAAGUCUUGGUGAAGACAAUGCUGGAAUAAAGCUUUAGUUUAGUUUAUAGAGCAUGCUUUACUUACCUCCCCACUGCUCUGCAUACAUCAUGCCCAGUAUUGUAUCUUGCUAAUAAGUGUGCUAUAACUUGCAAUAGAAAGUACUGUAGUAUUGGGUUAUUUCCUGUUUAAGUCUAUCAAUACAAAAAGAUUUAAAUGACAAUGAGAGAGGUCAAGGUCACUGAAUGCAGUGGCCCAUGUUGCAAUAUGUUUUCAAGAAAUAUCUGUAUAAAUGAUUCAUUUUAUCAGCUCACAUUUGAGAAGGAGAAACAUACAGUACAGAAGCAUACAGUAUGGCAGGGAUGACACAGUUGUCUGAUGUUUGUUGCUUGUUUUGUGUUGCCAUGAAGGCACAUCUAUGCAUUUAGUUCAACACACAUUUGUGUCUUCGGACAGAUCUAACGUAGGACAGGAAUACAAGGGUGCCUUUCCUGAUAUGACACUUUGAGAAAUAUAGUAGGCUUCAUCUUUUGUUUUAUUUAUAGGAGGGGGACUUUGUGCUGAGUGAAUAUCAUUCAAAAGUAGUCAGGGACAUUGUGAAUGUGCCAUCUGAAAUCUGUCUUGGGUUGUGUUGACCACUUGGAUGUAAAACCUUACUUAUCCAUGAAGUAAGGUUGCUCGAAGGCUUACAAAUGAUGUUCAAAACAAUUAUGACUAUGCUUCUUUUGAAUUUUGCUGUUGCUUCAUAAAACAGUGCCAUCUCACUAA
Thunnus maccoyii (southern bluefin tuna) is the source of this 2498-nucleotide messenger RNA. It is a transcript of the gene syt2b, whose product is annotated as synaptotagmin-2. The record is from RefSeq and is a predicted model, not a curated record. Lineage: Eukaryota; Metazoa; Chordata; Actinopteri; Scombriformes; Scombridae. The transcript has 10 exons. The coding region runs from base 141 to 1439 and encodes 432 amino acids. Gene Ontology annotation, molecular function: calcium ion binding; syntaxin binding; phosphatidylserine binding. Gene Ontology annotation, biological process: synaptic vesicle endocytosis; regulation of dopamine secretion; regulation of calcium ion-dependent exocytosis. Gene Ontology annotation, cellular component: synaptic vesicle membrane; dense core granule; axon.